AUGUGGCCUGCUAAUAAUUACUGGGGACAUCAAACAAUGGAGGCCGAUGGUAGAGCUCGAGCUAUGCGUCCACUUGAGCUUCCAUUAACUCAUUUACCUUCUCGUGUGGAUCUUCGUCGUUAUAUGACGCCUGUUGAAGAUCAAGCUGAUAUGUCAACUUGUGCAGCUAAUGCUUUUGCUGGUGCUUGUGAAUAUAUUAUUAAACGUCGUACUGGUAAACAUGUUGAUGUUUCACGUUUAUUUAUUUAUUAUAAUGGUCAAAUGAUUGAUCAACGAAGUCUUGAAGUAACUGAUGAUGGUGCUUCAAAACAAAAUACUAUUUUAGGAAUGCGAAAAUUUGGUAUAUGUGAAGAAAGUUUAUGGCCAUAUGAUGAACAAUUACUUAAUCAAGAACCUCCACCACAUGUUUACGAAGCUGCAAGUCGUGUAACUGUUAUUCCACUUAAAAUUCCAAGAAAUUUAGUUGCAAUGAAAACAUGUGUAGCUAAUGAAAUACCAUUUUUAAUUGGAGUUAGAUUGUUAAAAACAGCAACAAUGGAAGCUAAAACAAAUCAGGGAUAUAUAUCAAUGCCUGAUCCUGCUUCUUCUACUGUUGCUCGAACUGGUUCACAUGCUGUAUUAAUUGUUGGUUAUGAUGAUCGAACAAGACAUUUUCUUGCACGAAAUUCAUGGGGAAGAGAUUGGGGUGUUCAUGGCUACUUUUAUAUUCCAUAUGAAUAUUUAUUAGAAAAACGUCUUGUUAAUUAUUUGGAUGGUUUAUGGGCUAUUACUGAUAUAAUACCUCGAUCACAUCAUAAACCAACUGUACGUCGAUUGGUAGUACCUGGUCAUAACUAUGAUGCAAAACGGAGAAAAGAUAAACAUCGACAUCAAAUGAGUUUGUUAGAAAAAUCACUGAUGACGAUGCAAUUAAUUCCUAAUCAAAAGUUUUCACAUCUUCAAUCAUUAAUGUCUAUAGUAAAACGUAGUCGUAGACAUUCUUCGUUUUAUUAA
Messenger RNA from Rotaria sp. Silwood1, 993 nucleotides. NCBI's taxonomy places the organism in Eukaryota, Metazoa, Rotifera, Eurotatoria, Philodinida, Philodinidae. The record is from the annotation of a GenBank genome assembly.